UCCAUAAAAUCCUCCCUCUUCAUUCACGUCCACACACCCUUCUCUUAUUAUAAUUUUCACUCACCCCCCAAAAACAAUAAUACCCACAAGUAAGAAACAAAAAAAACAAUACAACUCUCUCUCCAACUUCCUUCUUGGAUCGAUGUGGAUGAUGUUGAUGAAGCCUUCUCCUAUGUAUCGCUAAUGGAGGAAAAAUCAACACAACUUUCAUUGCCAAACACAAUCCAUCGAUCUGAGUAAUGUGAAAGGAAAAAAACAAGAUGGAAGCGCUAAGGGUGAAAGAAUUGUUGUUGUUAUGGUCAAGGUUGCAAAGUAGCCAUAUCACCCUCAUAGGUGGUAAUCACACCGCUGCCAGGUUCUGCACUCGCUAAAUCAAUCAUUUCCCUUGGUUGCCGCUCCCACCUCCCUCUCGCUUGACAUUCUUUUUUUUCUAAUCGUUGAUCUCUCCUCCUUCAAUUUCUUUCAAUCUCCGCAAUACUUUGUUAUUUGCUCGUUAUUUAGCUGAUUUAAUUGUUUUUCAUUAGACAAACUUUUCAAUCCAAAAAUAACUUUUUUUAGCAAUGGAUUUGAUUCAUGGGAUUCGAACAAAACAUCACUCCCACAAAGUCAUGAACCUAUAUAAAGAUGGUAUCGACCUAAGUGCCAAUAAUACCCAAUUCUUGAUAAUUAGGCUGCCUGAUUAUUGGGUUUUGAAGCUGGUGAUUCGACUCGUGCUUUUGGCGUUGGUAAUUGUUUCAUUCCCCUGGCAUGGCUUAGUACUUGGUAAAGUUUCUUCAAGUUUUUCCAUGUCUGCUAAUAUAUCUAAGGCAGAUCAUCAGGUUUCAUUGAAUUCAAUCAAUUUAGAGUUGUUACCAUUAGUCUUUCGUGAUUUAGAAAACGAAGGACUCUUAAAAAUGGGUGAUAGAGCACUGUUUGUUAACAGUGGCAAUGAGGAAGCCAUUUACAGUUCUCAAAUUCUUAGCAACAAUGAAAUGGAUUUGAUUUCUUAUUCAGAUUUAGAGCGACAAAGCUCGAUCCCAGGUGAGACAUUCGACUUUGCUUUUGUCCAUGACUUUAAUGCAGCCAAGGAAUUCAUUGACAGGACCCUCAAGGUGGGCGGCGUUGCCACUGUCCAACUUAGUGAGGACCCUUUGCUCGCAUUCCACAAGCCAUCCAACUACAAAAUUGUCUACCUUCGUCGAUUUGAUUCCAAAAUUGUCGCCUUGCGAAAAACCGGCCAUGCCAUCACAAACUCAUCCACGAUAAGGAGGCUAUGCGGUGUAACACCAGAGGAAAAGAAGGCAGCUCUAAAGAAACUCGAGGACGUACUGCUUGAACCGCCUAGAGCGGCUUCUGGGAAAUCCAAAAGCUACCAUACGCGAACUCGCUACUUGCCAGACUUAAUAGGUGAUUCUCUCGAAAGCUACCCACGUCGUGUUUUCAUAGAUGUUAGCUUGCCCGAAAAUGAUGAUGAUUCCAUCGGUGAUGCCGAAUGGUUUGCCAAGCAUUAUCCGACAAGGAACAAGUAUUUUGAGAUGUACAAGAUUGAGCCUGUAACGGAGGAAUCUUCUGGCACGGAGGUGACACCGAUCGGGAUGUCGGAUUGGUUGAAGAAGAAUGUGAGGGAAGAGGAGUAUGUGGUGAUGAAGGCAGAGGCUGAAAUGGUGGAGGAUAUGGUGAAAAGCAAUGUUUUAGGGUUGGUGGAUGAGCUCUUCAUGGAGUGUAAGCAUCAAAAAGUUAGUGGGAUUAGCAAAAAAAGUAGAAGGGCAUAUUGGGAAUGCUUGGCUUUAUAUGGAAGGUUAAAGGAUGAUGGCGUUGUGGUGCACCAAUGGUGGGGUUGACAACUGGAAGAAAUUUCAGACAGUGUAUAGGUGGUUUAACUAUUAGAUCUAUUAGUCUAUCAUCACCUAAGCCUCCCUAAAGAAUUUUUUAUUUGAAGGUCCUAAAUUUGUAAAAGCCAGAAUUUAUUAAGGCCUCAUUGUGAUGUUUAAUAUGAGAUUCUAAAAAAAAAUUGGACCUGUAUUGGAAAAGGAAAGAAAAGAGUGAUACAGAGAGAAAAAUGAGAGGAGAGAUAAAGUGAGAUGAGAGGUGACUGUACUUUGCUACUUUGUGUUUUGCUUGUGUAAUCUUCAUUGUCCUAGUUUUGGGGUUGUUAUGAUUAUUUGGUUCUUUUUGUGUUUCAAUAAAAAAA
Messenger RNA from Camellia sinensis, 2170 nucleotides. RefSeq lists its product as uncharacterized. Lineage: Eukaryota; Viridiplantae; Streptophyta; Magnoliopsida; Ericales; Theaceae. The record is from RefSeq and is a predicted model, not a curated record.